AUGAGCACUGAAAGACUGGAAACUUCAGAGGAACCACAGGCCCCUUUGGCCAAUAUGUCUGAGACUAACUCGAUAAAGGAAGAUUCAGAAAGUAUUGUCACCGUCUUUGACCUGGCAAGUGAAAUAGAGAAAUCACUAAAGGAUGUUCAGAGACAAAUGAAGGAAAAUGAUGAUGAGUUUUCACGAAGUAUACAAGCCAUUGAGGACAAGCUUAACAAAUUGAGCCGGUGA
Molecule: messenger RNA, 231 nt
Organism: Saccharomyces paradoxus
Lineage: Eukaryota; Fungi; Ascomycota; Saccharomycetes; Saccharomycetales; Saccharomycetaceae
Gene: BIL1
Product: Bil1p
Exons: 1
Coding region: 1-231 (76 amino acids)
Source: RefSeq, a predicted model, not a curated record